Molecule: messenger RNA, 1927 nt
Organism: Diachasmimorpha longicaudata
Lineage: Eukaryota; Metazoa; Arthropoda; Insecta; Hymenoptera; Braconidae
Gene: angel
Product: protein angel
Exons: 6
Coding region: 207-1796 (529 amino acids)
Molecular function (GO): 3'-5'-RNA exonuclease activity
Source: RefSeq, a predicted model, not a curated record
CAUUCGCACCAGCACAGACAUUGUCAAAAAUUCGUGAGACAAAUCACAAGUUGCUCAAUCUCUUCUCAAUGGAGAAUAAACAUUGACAAUUACAUAAAUUAACCCCCAAUGAUCAGCCCAGUGGCUCCAUAAAUAAAAUAUUUAAAAAAUCACUUUGAUGGAACGGUUAAUGCUGAUCAUACGCUAAUUCAAAUUUCGGAUAAUAAAUGAUCGCAGGGUAUAAACUAGUGACAACUGUGCCUCUAGCAAAUGUAGCCUGUCGUUUCCUCCACAUUGGUGCAUUAGACCAGGCAUUGAAGAUUUUUCAUAUGUCGGAAAUACCUUUCAAACAUUUGCUACUUGGUAAUCUUCGUAAGUGUGCACCGGUGCCAGAGGCACUGUACUCAACUUACAUCAAUUUGUUGAAGUCAAAAUUGAGUUGCAGUGACGGGGAGGAACUGGGGAAUACGAUGGAGCCACUUAUUGACGUGUGUUUUGCACAGAAUGAAUCGUCCAAUUGUCAAAUGACAAAUAAUUUUGUGCAGAGCAUGACGAACUUUCAGUAUGGAACGAGUAGAAAAAAUUACAGAGAGCUACGACAGUGGAAAUCUGUUGGAAAUGGUAUUUCAUCAACGAUUCCUGAGAGUGAUUUCAUCCUUCGACUAUUAACGUAUAAUAUACUAGCCCAAAAUUUAUUGGAAACGCAUUCUUACCUGUACAAUUACCACAAUAAAAACGCAUUGAGUUGGGAGGGUCGAAAGCCACUCAUUCAGCAGGAAAUUAUCGAAGCAGGGGCUAAUGUAAUAUGCAUUCAAGAGAUGCAACUCGAUCAUCUAGAAGAAUUUCUACUGCCAUUCAAGGCAAAUGGUUUUGAUUAUCUCUACAAAAAACGCACAAAUGAAAUGGGGGAUGGCUUGUUACUUCUGUUCCGUCGUAAUCAGUUUAAAUUAGUGGACUAUGUGUAUGUGGAGUAUAAUCAGACCUCCUCGGAUAUUCUCAACAGAGAUAAUGUGGGAAUUGUUGCCAAAUUUUCGCUCAAAGAAUCACCUGAAACCCACAUCGUUAUAUCCACCACCCAUCUGCUGUACAAUCCCAAAAGGAGUGACGUGAGACUCGCGCAGACGCAGGUACUAUUUGCUGAAGUGGAGAGACUUUCGUUUAUCGAAAAUACGAGAGAUGGCCCAAAGUAUCAUCCAAUUAUAGUCUGUGGGGACUUUAACCUACAGCCAUUCACUGGAGUAUAUAAGUUUAUCACCGAUGGGUCUUUUCAAUAUCUGGGGAAGGGACGAGAACUCCAGGAGAACUCUGGAUUUCGUCGACUGAAUAACACCCUCAUACCAUCCUGCCUCCUCAUUACGGAUAAUUGCCAGCACUUCAAUGUACUGGCGAGGAGAUUACGAGGCUCUGGGGAUGGCCACACAAUGCUUUACAGCCGCGAAAGCAAUUGCAAUCAGAACAGGAAAUGCCUUGAGCAUAUGUUGACAAAUGAAGUGGAUAUAAACUCAUCUGAUUACCAAAAAAUUGCGAUAAUCGAUGGUGAAUAUGCGACAUUUUCGUCUGGUGCUCUUAGCCAUCCCUUUAAAUUGAAGAGUGUCUACAGCCACGUUAAAAAUAAUGGAGAACUCGAAGCAUCAACGCACCAGGACGAAUGGAUCACCGUUGAUUAUAUAUUCUACACUGACAUUGAACUUUUGGAUCGCUACAGACUUCCAACAGUCGCUGAAUGUCGACAACUUCCCCAUAUUCCAAAUUUCGUUGUAGGAAGUGAUCAUCUGUGUCUCGGUGCAACAUUUAAGUUGAAAAAACGUGCACUAUAAGAUAAUUGCGGACUUGCUAGCUCAUUGUGUUGUUGACAAAUGUAAAUAUAGGUAUGGCGUUCAUCUCCGAUACUAUCAAAUACGGAAAUUAAAUUUUAUUUUCUGAAUAAAAAUAUCCUCAAGUUAUUUAA